Messenger RNA from Fonsecaea multimorphosa CBS 102226, 1884 nucleotides. RefSeq lists its product as uncharacterized. Gene Ontology annotation, molecular function: A2-type glycerophospholipase activity. Gene Ontology annotation, cellular component: mitochondrial inner membrane. Gene Ontology annotation, biological process: cardiolipin acyl-chain remodeling. The transcript has a single exon. The record is from RefSeq and is a predicted model, not a curated record. NCBI's taxonomy places the organism in Eukaryota, Fungi, Ascomycota, Eurotiomycetes, Chaetothyriales, Herpotrichiellaceae. The coding region runs from base 1 to 1884 and encodes 627 amino acids.
AUGAGACGAACUCUCCCCUCAGCACUCCCACUCCUAGAGGCAGCCCCCCGAUCCCCCAUCAUCUACCCUCGUCGAUUCCAAUCCUCUACUACAUCCGCCCCUCUCUCAACCGACCCGGAAGACCUCAAUCUGCCUCCCACCUCCCACCAUCCGCCUGUCAUGUCCACCACUGCCUCGGCGGCCGACUCAGACAGUGAGGUGCAGGCUCGCCCACAGCAGAGCACCCUCGCCUCCCAACGCGCCAAAGCUGAGAACCCCAGAAGAUCUCGCAUCGACGGCCUUUUCCCUCUGUCUUACAAACAGGGCUUCUCGCAGUGGUGGACUGCUCUGCCCGCCGCUCAAGCCGAACACCGUGUGCUCUCCUUCGUCCCACAUUUGCAGCAACCUCCCACCCACGCAAAGACAGGCUCCGCGCCACCCUCACAGAACAAUUCCACCGUCAACAUAGACAAGACCGCCUCCCCAGAAGCCACCACCUCGACAAAUACAAUCACAGAUCCCUACGGUCCUCGAACGUGGCACUCUCGCCUCGUUCCCCUCUCUGGGAAAAACCGCGCACUAAACGAAUUCUCCGUGGUGCGCAAUGUCCCUGAGGAAGGUGAUCCGGAGCACAACCUGGUCAUUCUGCACGGCUACGGGGCAGGUCUAGGUUUCUUCUACAAGAACUUUGAACCCCUCUCCCGCGCACCGGGUUGGCAACUCUACGCCUUGGAUAUGCUCGGCAUGGGCCGCAGCUCGAGACCGCCAUUCAGAUUAAAAUCCAAGACGAGGGAGGCACAGAUAACCGAGGCGGAGGAUUGGUUCAUUGACUCGCUGGAAGAGUGGCGAGUGAAGAAGAAAAUUGACAAGAUGACGCUGAUGGGGCACAGCAUGGGUGGAUACAUGGCCGUGUGUUAUGCGUUGAAAUACCCUGGCAGAUUAAACAAAUUGAUUUUGGCCAGCCCAGUGGGAAUACCAGAGGACCCUUAUGCCACACACGCAGCCAUGCCCCCUCCACCAGACUCGACGAUGCAGAAUGAAGUCACCCAGGAUCAAGAAACCGAAACAACCACCGACAACAACAAAUUAUUCAAUCGCCAGAAGCAGGCAGCAAAGGAAGCUCAGUUGAAGCAGAAGCCCAACGCCAACCGCCUCCCGGCGAAAGAUACCUCGUCAGCAGAAAAUUCGUCUUCCGAAGAGACCUCGACUCCCCCACGUCGCCCUCUGCCAAGAUGGCUCACCUACCUCUGGGAUGCAAAUAUCUCGCCGUUCAGCUUUGUUCGGUGGUCCGGUCCUUUUGGCCCUCGUCUCGUCUCGGGGUGGACAUCUCGGCGAUUUUCCCAUCUACCUCCUGAGGAAGCCCUGGCAUUGCAUGAUUACAGUUACUCUCUAUUCCGGUUGAGAGGCAGCGGGGAGUAUGCGCUCGCCUAUAUCUUGGCACCCGGAGCAUUUGCGAGGAGUCCGUUGAUCAGACGUAUUGGAGCUGUAGGGAGACAACCUCUGACGACGUCCACGCACGAGGUCAAUGAAGAGGGCCAGCUGAAGCAGUAUCCGGGAUCUUCUUCAGCUGCGCAAAACGGCACUUCUCCACCAUCUUCUGCCCCACAAGAUGUGGCACGAGAAAGAGGAAUUCCGGUCGUGUUGAUGUACGGCGAAAACGACUGGAUGGACGUCUCAGGAGGGUACGCUGCGAAGAAGAAGAUUGACGCCGAAACAGCCCGCGCUUUGGGGACUGCUUCGCCUGAGGAGAGGGACCGGGACCACGGGUCUGCCAAAGUUGUGAUUAUCAACAAUGCGGGACAUCAUCUGUAUCUCGAUAACCCGGAUGAUUUCAAUGAGGUGAUACUCGCGGAGAUGGAGGAUGUGCGGAGACGGACCUUGAAGGAGAAAGAGAGGAUGAGGUAG